This is a messenger RNA of Fusarium verticillioides 7600, 1524 nucleotides long. RefSeq lists its product as hypothetical. The transcript is spliced from 9 exons. Gene Ontology annotation, molecular function: methyltransferase activity. The record is from RefSeq and is a predicted model, not a curated record. Bases 81 to 1166 code for a protein of 361 amino acids. Lineage: Eukaryota; Fungi; Ascomycota; Sordariomycetes; Hypocreales; Nectriaceae.
GUUCUAAAUACCGCAGCCAGACCUAGAUCAGACAUCAUGGUUCUUAGACUAUUGAUCCUUAGUCAUUCAUAUUGACUGUCAUGUCUGAUCCACAAACCAGUGACAAAGCAGUUGACCAGCCUGCGCCGACAUCAGGUGACGCGCCCCAGGAGGAAGCUCCCACAGGGCUUCUCCCCGGUCAGCAUUGGACGCAGACCGAGCCAGAUCAGAACGAUGAAGAUGACGAUAAUGACUCAACACUAUCGGGCAACGCAAGCUCAACCGCUUCGCUUUCUUCCGAUAUCUUGCGCUACCGAGAAAUCAACGGUAGAAGAUAUCAUAGCGAACAAGGCGAUGCUCAGUACUGGAUUUCAAACGACAACCAAGCCAAUGAAGCACUGGACAUCAAUCACCAUGUUCUGAUUCUCAUGUACAACGAUAAACUCUACAAAGCACCUUUGAAAGAGGAUAUACAGGACGUUGUAGAUAUUGGAACAGGCACAGGAAUCUGGGCAAUGGACUUUGCCGAUGAGUUUCCAAGCGCAAAAGUGGUAGGAAUCGACAUUUCCCCAAUCCAGCCAGGCUGGCUACCACCGAACCUUGAAUUUCAAAUCGAUGACUGUACCCAGGAAUGGACUUUCAAAGAGAAUUCACUUGACUAUGUACACAUGAGAUUCCUGGUCGGCAGCAUUGUUGACUGGCCUGGGCUGUUCAAGCAGGCAUAUAAAUGUCUGAAGCCAGGAGGUUAUAUCGAAAGCCACGAGGCCUCGCCCUGCAUUGGCAGUGACGAUAACUCAGUAUCUCAAGAUAGUGCUAUGGGUCAGUGGGGAAAGAUCUUCAUGGAAGGAGGUCGAAAGCUUCAACGGCCAUUCUCCGUUCUCGAAGACAACGUUCAAGUUGAGAGCAUGAAAGAAGCAGGAUUCGUCAACAUUGAGGAGGAAGAGAUCAAGGUACCUAUCGGCGGAUGGCCAGAAGAUCCCAAGCUCAAAGAGGCCGGUCAGUAUUUCCAGGCUGCAAUCCUACAAGACGUUGAAGGCACUCUCAUGUUUAUCGCAAACCUAUUGGGGUGGAGCAAAGAAGAGAUUCACGUCUUUGCCGCUCGCUACCGCCGUGAAAUCCGGUCGAAAAAGGUCCACGGGUACUUUCGCGGAAAGGUGGUAUGGGCGCAGAAGCCUCUCGACGACUAAGACUCUGGCGUCGAUUCGUUCUGCAAUCUAUCAUCUAUGUGGGAAAAUACUUGUCAUUUCUAUUACAGAGAAUGGAUGCCGCUUCUCUCAUGUCUACUCGUCCCCAGUAGCAAACUCUCCCUUCGCAAUCUUAUCACUAAGCGCCUUGUUGGGUGUAAAAUAAGACGAAAAGUCCUCACGCGCUUCCAGUAACAGGUCUGCUACCAUUCUUCCAAAGACAAUUUCUCCAGCUGGGUUCAGAUGCGUCCUAUCACCUUCUCCCCAGUUAUAACGCUGUGAAUCCUCAUUUCCGAUAGCGUUGACAUAAUCUGUGCUAGCUUUGUUGAGUUCCAGAUAUUGGGCGCCGACAUCUCCAGCA